CUGGGAGUACCCCUUUACGAAUGGCCUCGUGUUCUGUAUUUCCUUCUCGUUUUCUUUUCUUCUCUUUCCCUUCUCAAAAUCUCAGACCCUCUAAAAUAGUUCACUUAUCGCGCCGCCGUUAUCUCCCCUUCCGCAGCACAGCAACCGCCGUUAAAGAAGGUCAAGUUAUCAGAAGUCCGGGCCUCAUCGCCAUAGAGUACGCUGACCUCAGCCUUCCUAACAAAGCUCCCGAGGAUCUGGGUCAGGUUCGGUUAAGGCAGCAUGUCAACCCUCUUAGCGCCUCUUUCUCGGUUCCUACUCCAGCACCAGAUUGGAGUCAGGUGUACAAGGACACAACACUACCCCUUAUGGUGGAUAUUGGAUGUGGUAGUGGUAGAUUUGUUCUCUGGCUUGGUAAGAGAAAUCAGGGCUCUACAAAUUACUUGGGACUGGAAAUAAGGGAAAAGCUGGUUAAACGUGCAGACAGUUGGCUAAAUGAUCUAGGACUAAGGAAUGUACAUUUUAUGUAUGCGAAUGCAACCAUUUCUUUCAAAGAUAUUGUAUCCACGUACCCUGGCCCAUUGAUGUUUGUUUCUAUACUGUGUCCAGAUCCACAUUUUAAGAAAAGACAUCAUAAAAGAAGGGUCCUACAGACUCCUUUAGUGGAUUCUAUUGCGAGCCGUCUAAUGCCUGGAGGACAGGUCUUUAUCCAGUCGGAUGUAUUUGAAGUGGCACUUGACAUGAGAAGCCAAUUCGAUGUCCAUUCUACGCUUUUACACAUUGACACUAUGCACUGUGACAAAGAUGGUUGGUUGUUGGAAAACCCAAUGGGAAUAAGAACAGAGAGAGAGAUUCAUGCUGUACUUGAGGGCGCAAACAUUUACAGAAGAAUGUAUAAAAAGAUGAUCUAAUGGGUCUCUUUCAUGUAAAUCAUAUUUUAAAGUAUGCUCUAAAUCGCAAUCACUCUUUCGUAAGGCAAAAAGUAAGUGAUGUGUUGUUUUCACUUAUUCGCAACACAUUCUGUAACGACUAACCAUAAUAUAUCAUUUUUUCAUU
Impatiens glandulifera is the source of this 1035-nucleotide messenger RNA. RefSeq names its product tRNA (guanine-N(7)-)-methyltransferase-like. Lineage: Eukaryota; Viridiplantae; Streptophyta; Magnoliopsida; Ericales; Balsaminaceae. The record is from RefSeq and is a predicted model, not a curated record. The transcript has 9 exons. Gene Ontology annotation, molecular function: tRNA (guanine(46)-N7)-methyltransferase activity. Bases 21 to 890 code for a protein of 289 amino acids. Gene Ontology annotation, cellular component: tRNA methyltransferase complex. Gene Ontology annotation, biological process: RNA (guanine-N7)-methylation; tRNA methylation.